AUGAGUGAGAAUGCACAUGAUCCUGGGAUCCAGGACAAGCUGGGGCAGUUGAGAUGUCACUUCACGUGGGGGCUGAAAAUUGAAGAUAAUGAAAUACCGGAUUUAGAAAGCAGGGUCAUGGAAGAAAUUGACACCAGAUAUAAUAUAGGGGGGACUCACAACCUCCUGGCCUAUGUGAAGCACCUGAAAGGCCAGCAUGAGGAGGCCCUGCAGAGCUUGAGAGAAGCUGAAGACUUGGUCCAGAGGGAGCACACAGACCAGGUGGACCUGAGGAGCCUGGUGACCUGGGGCAACUAUGCCUGGGUGUAUCACCACAUGGGCAGAUUGGCAGAAGCCCAGACUUACCUGGACAAGGUGGAGGACACUUGCAAGAAGUUCGCAAGUCCCUCCCACUACAGGCUGGAGUCUCCUGAGAUGGAGUGUGAGGAAGGAUGGGCCAUGCUGAAGUGUGGGAGAAAGAAUUAUGAGCGGGCCAAGGCCUGCUUUGAAAGGGCUCUGAGAGUGGAGCCUGAAAACCCUGAAUUCAGCCUUGGGUUCGCCAUCUCCUCCUUCCGACUGGAUUAUGAUGAUGAAAACGUAAUUUCUCUAGAGUCCCUGAGGAGAGCUGUCAGCUUAAACCCAGAAGAUGCAUAUGUUAAGGUUCUUCUUGCCCUGAAGCUUCAGGAUGUAGGACAGGAAAAAGAGGGAGAAGGCUAUAUUGAGGAAGCUCUGAACAGCACAUCCUCCCAGCCCUAUGUCUUUCAAUAUGCAAGCAAAUUUUACCGAACAAAGGGCUGUGUGGAUAAAGCUAUUGAGCUCCUUAAGAAAGCCUUAGAGGCAAGACCGGACUCUGCCUCCCUGCAUCACCAGUUAGGGCUUUGCUACAGGACAAAACUGAUUCAAGUAAAGAAUGCAACAAAUAUGAACCCUAUAGGGCAGGAAAGAGAAAAUGUGGACAGAUUGGUUCGAUUGGCUAAAAAACAAUUUCGAGAGGCUAUAAGAUUAAAGCCAAGAUUCAAGAUAGCGUAUGCUCAUAUGGCUGAAAUGUAUGCAGAAGUAGACCAACACAGAGAGGCAGAGAAAAUUUUUCAGAAAGCAUUAUGCAUGGACAAUAUUGCUGACAACAUACAGCAAGUCAUUCAUUACCUCUAUGGCCGUUUCCAACAAGUUCACAUGAAAUCUGAAGACAAAGCAAUCACCCAUUAUUUAAAAGGUCUAAAGAUACCAGAAAUGUCCUUUGCCAGGAAAAAACUUAUAAGUGCUCUGGAAAAACUGGCUAAAAAUCGUGUGAAACAGAAUGUGAGUGUUGUGGAGACUGUCAGCCUCCUGGGGCUCAGCCACAAAUUGAGAGGGGAAGUGAAGGAGGCCCUGCUGUACUAUGAAUGGGCUCUGAGGCUCACAGAUCAGCUGAACCCAGAGUUUUGAGGAAGGAGCCCAACCCCCCAUUUCAUCUACUCACAACAAAUAGAACAACAAGCUUCCCUGCUUGCUGCCUCCCAAAAUGUAUAACUUUUUGUUUUCUGCCCUAACUUAGAUAAUAACUACCAAUGUUUUAUAAUAUUGGUGUGUCUGCUCUGUCUUCAGAACAAUACUCUACAUUCCAGAAAGACCAGAUAUGAGGUUAUACUACUUAUAGAAUUUAUUAUUUUCUAAUACAUUUUUCCAAUAUAUCCCAAGAUUGUAAAGAAAAUCAAACAAGAAUAUUGGGAAACAUGUUGAAAGAUAAAAGUGUAUUACAAAUAUCAUAGACUGUUAAACUACUCAAUGCAUAGUUAUUUAGCUAUUUGGAAAUGCAAUUAAAUGGUAGUAACAAGAAUUGCACUGAGGUGGUGGUGAUGGGGUACCCAGCC
Ictidomys tridecemlineatus (thirteen-lined ground squirrel) is the source of this 1829-nucleotide messenger RNA. The record is from RefSeq and is a predicted model, not a curated record. NCBI's taxonomy places the organism in Eukaryota, Metazoa, Chordata, Mammalia, Rodentia, Sciuridae.